GUCGACUUUGUGCUGUCGUGAGAGCUCCAAGUUCGACUCGAGGCUGAAGAAGAUACGCGGAUUCCCGGGAUUCUGCGUCUGAAAUGGCCGCUGAACCCGAUACCGAGAAGGGUCACCCAGCGAGCAGGACGCCUUCACAGCCCGACGACGCUGAGGAUGCUGGCCGCGCGCCCAGAGAAGAGUUCCAGCCUCCAGACGGCGGGCUGUUCGCGUGGUCGCAGGUCUUGGCAGGCAUCUUUAUCAACAUGCUGGCGUGGGGCUACCCGUCAACGUUUGGUGUAUAUCAACUCCACUACCGAGACACGCUCAAGCUGCCCGAAUCGCAGAUAUCAUGGAUCGGUUCGCUGCAGGUCUUCCUGGCCUUCGCCAUGUGCACCGUCUCCGGCCGGCUGGCAGAUGCGGGAUAUGUCAAGUCGACCAUCCUCGCCGGCUCGUUCCUCGUCGUGUUUGGGACCUUCAUGACGAGCCUCUGCACCGAGUACUGGCAGAUCUUCCUCGCCCAGGGGCUGUGCACCGGGCUGGGGCUGGGCAUCAUCUUCAUGCCGCCGCUGUCUGUCAUCAAUUCCUAUUUCGUGACGAAGCGGUCAUCUGCCCUUGCCAUCUCGGCGACGGGCACGGGACUGGGGAGUGUCGUCUUCCCGGCCACGAUUCAGUAUCUGAUACCCCGGAUCGGUUUCCCCUGGGCGGUCCGCUGCGCUGCCUUUGUGGCACUCUUCGUCUCAAUUCUCGCGGUCCUGAUAUUACGACCGCAACUGAGGCCGAGGAAGUCGGGUCCAUUGAUUGAGUGGGAUGCGUUCAAAGAAGGCCCCUACUUGCUGUACAUACUCGGCGCCUUCCUCUUCUUCUGGGCGCUGUACUUUGGCUUCUUCUAUAUUAAUGCCUACGCCCGCAACGUCAUCCACUUCUCCACAACCGAUUCGGUGCAGCUGCUGCUCAUCACGAACGGCAUGAGCGUCCCCAGCAGGCCCCUGGUCGGCUAUCUCGCCGACCAGCACUUCGGGCCCAUCAACCUCUACACCUUCCACACGUUGGUGCUGGGCUGCCUGAUCUUCGCAUGGACCGGCGUGACCACGCGCACGGGCAUGUACGUGUUCGCCGUCUUCUUCGGGCUCGCCAACGGCGCCGCCCAGGGCUUGUUCGCCGGCUCGCUGGCCAGCCUGACCAAGGACCCCAGGAAGAUGGGCACCCGGUUCGGCAUGGUCUGCACCAUCGUGGCGUUUGCCUCGCUCGCGGGGCCGCCGACGGCGGGCGCCAUCAUCGACAAGUCUGGCGGGCGUUACCUGUGGGCGCAGGUUUGGGCCGGGCUGGUGAUCGUGCUAGCGGCCGUCACGAUCGCCGCGGCGCGGUACGCGGUGACGGGGUCUAAGCUGUGGGUGAAGAUCUGAGUGAGAUAAAGGGAUCUAUCCCAUUGGUGAUAGAUGGGUUAGCAAUCUGAGACGUGCUUGGAUUGGAUAUCCGUCUGGGAACGAGUCAAGUAAGACAAAACAUGUC
Messenger RNA from Thermothielavioides terrestris NRRL 8126, 1491 nucleotides. RefSeq lists its product as uncharacterized. Gene Ontology annotation, biological process: transmembrane transport. Lineage: Eukaryota; Fungi; Ascomycota; Sordariomycetes; Sordariales; Chaetomiaceae. Gene Ontology annotation, cellular component: fungal-type vacuole membrane. The record is from RefSeq and is a predicted model, not a curated record. Gene Ontology annotation, molecular function: transmembrane transporter activity. Bases 84 to 1385 code for a protein of 433 amino acids. The transcript has 2 exons.